Molecule: messenger RNA, 1125 nt
Organism: Ilyonectria robusta
Lineage: Eukaryota; Fungi; Ascomycota; Sordariomycetes; Hypocreales; Nectriaceae
Product: RAI1 like PD-XK nuclease-domain-containing protein
Exons: 9
Coding region: 1-1125 (374 amino acids)
Biological process (GO): nuclear-transcribed mRNA catabolic process; NAD-cap decapping
Cellular component (GO): nucleus; cytosol
Molecular function (GO): mRNA 5'-diphosphatase activity
Source: RefSeq, a predicted model, not a curated record
AUGUCGGCGACCUUCUCCAUCCAGCCCAUCGGCCGGUUUGCUGGUGCCAGCCAGCCCGUGAAAAGGCCCAAGGAGUUUGCAUGCUUCUCAUACGACGACAACCAUGAGUUUCACCUCGACGACUCAUCUCUCAAGUACUACUACACGCCACAGCUCGGCGCAGACCUCUCCAAAGGGUUCGACACCUUCCAGAAGCAGGAUGACACGGGUGACGAGCAUCUCGACAGCCUGCUAAAGACCAUCAUCGCCCAUGAGAAGGAGACGGGUAAGAAGAUAGAUGCCACCCUCGUGACAUGGCGAGGCAUGAUGACCAAGAUCAUGGCCACGCCAUUCGACCAGCUCGAUGGCUUCGAGAUGAAUGCCACGCUAUAUCAAGACUGCCUCUUCAUUGAAGAGAAUAACCAAUACAAAGCAGCUUCGCGAGCUAAGGAGGGAAACGGCAAACAGCGGAGAGGGCCUUCCCUCGAGGUGAUGCAAUUCUGGGGAUACAAGUUCGAGACUUUGUCCACAUUACCAAACACUUGGUCUGAGACCUCGAGGGAUUUCAUUGAGAACCGUGAAAACGAAGUCGUCAACAACAAAGCCCAGUACUGUUCCGUCGUCCGCACGGGUGUUGGCAAGACUGUCCUCUGCCUUGGCGGCGAAGUCGAUGCAAUCUGGGAUUGCAAGCCCGAGACAAAGGGUGGUCCGAUCAACUGGGUCGAGCUUAAGACAUCCGCUGAGAUCCGCAAUCAAGGCGACAAGGAGAACUUCCACCGCAAGCUCAUGAAGUACUGGAUCCAGUCGUUUCUUCUUGGCGUACCCAAGAUUAUGGUCGGAUUCCGCACAAGGGACGGCAUUCUCGUUGACGUUAAUGAGAUUGAGACGCACAAGAUCCCAGAGAUAGUCAAUUCGCAGCCCAAUCCUAAGUGGAACGCCGAUAUGUGCGUCAACUUUGCUGGUGCCUUUUUAGAGUGGCUCACCAAGACAAUCAAUGAUGAGGGGGUUUGGAGGAUAGCCCGUCGGCAGCAGUCAGCAACGAUAGAGGUGUACAAGGUUGAGGAGACAGGCCAUGGAGAUAUUCUCUCUGAUGAGUUCAAGGACUGGAGGAUCAAGUUAGCCCUUGGACCGAGCAAUGAAACCUGA